This is a messenger RNA of Trichogramma pretiosum, 1659 nucleotides long. Its product is annotated as serine/threonine-protein phosphatase 6 regulatory ankyrin repeat subunit B-like. The transcript has a single exon. The coding region runs from base 1 to 1659 and encodes 552 amino acids. The record is from RefSeq and is a predicted model, not a curated record. Lineage: Eukaryota; Metazoa; Arthropoda; Insecta; Hymenoptera; Trichogrammatidae. Gene Ontology annotation, molecular function: protein binding.
AUGGUCAAAGUCGAGAGUGACUCGAAAGAGUUGAUGAUAAAGACUUACGACAGCUUGAAAAAAGCAUGGCUGUCCGAUCAUCCGACCAAGGGCAUCGACCAGGACUUCAUCGUCAGGCACAUAAUCUGGAUCCUGAAACGAGCCAUAGAUCACGACGACUACGACGUGUGUCGCUCCAUCAUCGUGCAGCAGGUGUCGAGGGUGCGCGCCAGGGACCAGUGGGGCAACACUCCGGUGCACUACGCGGCCCGCGAGAGGAACCCCAUGGCCCUGCAGUACCUCUUCCGCAUCUACGACGGCGCGCAGAACUUCGAGGGCCAGCGCGAGCUCACCCACUUUCACGCGGCCUGCGCCUCGGGCCAGCAUCUCGUGGUGCAGACCUUCGUCCGGCUGGGCGUCGACGUGAACAGGCCGUGCAUCGACUUGGAACGAUUUCCCAUACUGCUGGCGGUCAGAUACUACCUGGACUAUCUGCCGGACAUGGAGAAGGCGGCGGAGCCCCUGGAGAUACUGCUGCUGGGCGGCACCAAGAGGCUGCGCAAAAACGCCCUGAAGGUCGUGCAGAUACUGAUGCAGAACGGCGCGGACCCGAGCGUCAAGGACCACGAGGGCCGCACGCUGCUCUGGAAGUGCAUCGUACAGGACUCGCCGGAGCUGCUGAGGGUCUGCCUGCUGCACGGCCUGGAUCCGAAUCUGCCGGUGGACGAGACCGGGGACUACGGGCUGCAUCUGGCGGUGGCGCUCGAGCGCUUCGAGCUGGCCGAGCUGCUCAUCAAGCACGGCGCCGACAUGUCCGUGUUGUACGGCCGUUUGCCCUUGUACGCGAUCUACAAAAACGUCGAGAGAGACAGCGAGGAGUCGAGGCUCGUCGUCGAGUUGAUCCUUCGGAGAGGCCACGAUCCGAACGUUCACCAUCACCAGGGACUGAAUCUCGUGCACUGGGCGAUCAUCAAGCGCAAGCCGCGGAUGCUCGAGCUGCUGCUGUCGCUGGGCGCCGACCCGAACUAUUCGGCCGCCAACAACAUGACUCCUCUGCAGGUGUGCGUUGCGACCGGCCACUACGAACUCAUGGAGACUCUGUUGAGCUACAAGGCCGACCCGAACGUGACCAACGUCGACGGGAUACCCAUACCGAUCAGCUUCGCCGUGACCGGUCAUAUCCAGGUUACCGGCCUGCUGGUCGAGUACAAGGCCGACCUGAACAGACGGGACUUUUUCGACCAGACGGCGCUUCACAGCGUCUUUCGAUGCGGCAUCAAUCUGCCCUACAUAAUCGGUAUGCUGCUCGAGGGUGGCGCCGAUCCGAAUCUCACCGACGUGUGGGGUAAGACGCCGCUGCAUUACGCCGCGGCGCUCGAGCGCCUGGACGCGGUCGAGCUUCUGCUGAGCUACGGCGCCAAUCCCGACGUGCUCGACCGCGACAAAAGGACGCCGCUGUAUUACGCUUCCGCCGCGAGGAAUGGACACGUGGCCGAUGCGCUUAUUUAUCGAGGACGCGCAAAUAUGUUACUGGGCGAGAGUUUUAAGCGUUGCAGGAGCCCCUCGGACGACGAAGCGAGUGAAGAUGAAACGAAUGAAAAUGAAGUGAAUGAAAAUAAAGCAAAUAAAAAUGCAGCUAAUGAAAAUGCAGCGAAUGAAAAUGUAGUGAAUGGAAAUUGA